Messenger RNA from Closterium sp. NIES-65, 2253 nucleotides. The record is from the annotation of a GenBank genome assembly. Lineage: Eukaryota; Viridiplantae; Streptophyta; Zygnematophyceae; Desmidiales; Closteriaceae.
AUGGCGGUCCUAACAUCUCCUCCAAACAGCCUGCCGUACGUGGUGGCUUUGAACUGCAUGGAGGGCUGCCACGCGCAAGCUGAGGCGCUCGCGGACCUCUGCGUCCUCGAGAAUGUCGGGCUCAGCGAGGGCAUGCUCGACAAGCUCGAGCGUGCUGACGUGGUGCUCGUUCAUUCGCUGCAUUACCUGCCGCGCGCCGCGCAGAGAAAGCUCUCCGCGUCGCAGCUGAUUCUGUGCCUGGGGUCGUCCGCCGACACGCGCCCCGUCGAGUCGUCGCUCGCGGAGGAGCUCGGCCUGCGAUUGGUCCACGUGGACGUGCCGCGCACGGACGAGGUCGCGGACAGCGUGAUGGCGCUGAUGCUCGGUGGUGUGGGCGGAGCAUUAGGUGGUGCGGGCGGAGCAUUAGGUGGUGUGGGCGGAGCAUUAGGUGGUGUGGGCGGAGCAUUAGGUGGUGUGGGCGGAGCAUUAGGUGGUGUGGGCGGAGCAUUAGGUGGUGUGGGCGGAGCAUUAGGUGGUGUGGGCGGAGCAUUAGGUGCACAGGAGCUGCAGCGCUCCCCGCGGGCGGCGGCGCUGAUGCGCGCGGUGGGGACGGAGCGAAGCACAGUGGAGGCCGUGCUGGCCGCCAGUGACGUGGUGUCGCUCCACGUGGCGCUCACUGAUUCGACGCUCCACCUGAUCAACGACGACACUGCCAAGCACUUCAAGAAAGGUCGGCACACGCACGGGCAGUGGGGGGAGGAGGGGGGGGUUUGUGAGGCCUUUAGGAGGUCCAUGGGCGGACGGUGGGAGAGGGAGGUGAGCCUGCCUGUUUUGGAGUCGACUCAAAAACUUCUACUCACCCAGCCCGCCCCUCACCCUUCCAGGCGCCAUGCUAAUCAACGCCAGCCACUGCUACCAGGUGCCAUGCUAGUCAACGUGAGCAGCUGCCACCUGGUGAGCGACAGUGCCAUCAAGAGGGCGCUCAAAAGCCCCUUCUCUUCCCCCUCUUGGCCCUUCUUAUUCCCGCCAGGCGCCAUGCUGGUGAAUGCGAGCAGCGCCCUCAGGAGCGCCAUGCUGGUGAAUGCGAGCAGCUGCCAUCUGGUGAGCGACAGCGCCAUCAAGAGGGCGCUCAACAGCGGCCGCCUGGGCAGCUGUGCACUGGACGGUGUUGAGGGCAACCAGUGGCUCGAGGCGUGGGUCCGGGAGUUCCCGAACGUCCUCAUCUUGCCUCGGAGCGCCGACUACAGCCAGGAGGUUUGGGAGGCGCUUCAGUCCAAGGCUGUGGCGGUGGUUCGGGCAUUCCUAACCUCUGGAAAGGUGCCGGAGGAGCUGGUAUUGGAUGAGUCGUUCGGAGGGGUGGAGGGGGAGGAAGAGGAGGAGGAGGAGGAAUCCCAAUGGCAAGCGCUACACGCACUCUUCCCUUCUUCUUCUGCUGCUCGUGCUGGUGCUGCUGCAAAUGGUGGUGAUGGUGGUGGUGGGGUAGGGGGGAAGAAGGCAGGACGGGCAGGUUGGGGAGGGCGAGCAGAGGAGGGAAGGAGGGGUGGGGGCGAUGGGAGCAAGAGUGGAUCUUCUGGAGGGAAGAAGCAGGGGGGAGAGAGGAGGGGAGACACACAGGCAGAUGCGCUAACAGCUUCUGUGGAGAAGGUGGGAAUCCCCUCUCGCCUCCUCUCAGCUCCCUCCCACCACUCCCCUCUCACACUUUCCCUCCUUUCACUUCCCCUCCGUUCGUUCUUCCUUCUUUCCGUUGAUUUGCUCCUGUCCUCUCGCCCCCAUGCUUUCUCCCCUCAACUCGCUUCACUGUACCCCACCCACGUCCUUAGCUUUCACCUUUCGCUUCCCCCUCACGCCUCCCUUUCCUCUCUCUCCCCUUCCAUCCUCCUCUCCCUGCGCCCAAACCAGCAUCUCCCGGACUGCCCACUGCAAGACGGCAUGCUGGUGGCGCUACAGCCGCUCUCCUCCACCUCCUCCUCCGCCUCCUCCUCCUCGCUCUCGCUCCCAGCAGCCUUCGCGGCAGCCUUCCCCAAGGCGCUGUUCGCCGCCAAGCGCCACCAAGGGGGGGCGUCGUGGCGGUUUGCACCGGUGGAGGGUAUAUCCACGCAGCACCCCAGCGUGCAGUUUGUGAUUGUUUGUGACAAGGAUCUGCUGGGGUGUCGGUCGGUGUUCGCUGGCGGCAAGUUCCUGCAAGCCACAGAAGGUGGCGAGCUGCUGCUGGUGAACGACGACUUGGAUCUCGCAGAGAGCUGGUGGAACUUCAGGUGCUCGUCCACGUCUUGA